This is a messenger RNA of Protopolystoma xenopodis, 786 nucleotides long. The record is from the annotation of a GenBank genome assembly. Lineage: Eukaryota; Metazoa; Platyhelminthes; Monogenea; Polystomatidea; Polystomatidae.
AUGCAGUGCCCUGACUCAGAGGUUGUAGGCACCCGUUUUUUCUGCUGCUCCUGCUACUGCUGUUGCUGCCUUCUCGUGCUGGUAGGCGAGCCCUUCAAGGAGCUUCAAGACUCACUGACUCUACGGGCGGGCGUCCAAGUGCAUGACAUUGUGCUCAUUUUCUUGUCCACGUUUGUGUCAGUAUGUUUGUGCGUGUGUGUGUGUUUGUGUGUGUGCGUACACAAAGACAGUGGCGCUUUGCGCCCAACGCAAAAAAGGCUUCCACAUAGCGGCGUUGAUGCAGAGGUGAAAGCGAGUAGCUACUACACUCCUGCUGCUAGGGCCGGUAUGGCACCGAAUGUUCUUGCAUUCUGCCGAGGCUAUGAUUCAUGGUCGCUAUGGGACAACGCUAAAAACGGCCCUAUUUGCACAGCCUCGCUGGCUCACAACACACACGAGGCUGGCCACGGUCACGAGGCAGAGUUGUUUGUAUUCAUGAGACGAUCGCUUGUUCGAAGACCGUCGGGCCGGUUCCCUCUGGUCUGUGUCCACUUGUUGACCGCUCCCUGGGCUGGUUGUCGAGGCGAGAGGAGAGUUGGUUGGGCGUCUCUGAUCUACCCAUUAAUAGGUACCAACAAGCCGGCUUGGCAAGGCCUCGGUUGGGUCGGUUGGCAAGCCAGCUACACUUGUUCCCCGGCCGACGACGGACGAGGCGUCUGCGAGGCAGCAAACUGUGUUAGCUGCUGCUUUGAGUCUGUACUGGUGUCUGGUGCCGAGCAUGGUCGGCUGGGUCAGCUCAGAAGUUAG